CUAGUAUGGCUGAGAGAUGUUUAACAGUCAGAUUUUAAAGAUUAUCACUAGCCUGCAAGCCGCUCCCGCCAUGUUCCGCGGCUUUCCAGCGUGCCGCUUGGGUGCCACAUGUGUGAUCCGCCCCCUCCGCCUGCCCGCAUGCCACAGACCCGCGCAUGUGGCAGGGGUGGCGCAGGUGGUGCGGGUGGCACGGCCCGUCCCCGGGCUGAUUGAGCUGAUCAAGGGGAAUCGCGAGGGUGAUGCAGAGGCAGCGGUGCAAGGGGCUGAGGUGAAUGACAUGGAUGAGUUCGGGUCCACACCUCUGAUUUUGGCCGCGCAGCGGGAUUGGGCGCAGGUGGUCGCAGAGCUCUUGGGGUGUCCCGGAGUGGAUCCAAACCACCAAAACUUGUUUGGCAGCACCGCGCUGAUUUGUGCCGCGGCCAAUGGGUAUAUCAGCACCCUGAAUGAGCUCCUCAAGGAUGAGAGGGUGGAUUUGGAGGUGGCCACUCGGCUGGGGCAGACGGCGCUCUUCAAGGCGGUGCUCUUUGGGCACAUGAACACCACGGAGCGGUUGGUGGAAGCGGGCGCCCAGUCAGAGGUGACGAACAAGAUGGGGCAAACCAUCCUUGAUGUGGCCAAAGAUGAGCACAAGGAGCAUGUCCAGAGGCUGUUAGCGCAGAAGACACAAGAUCUUAGGUGAGGAGGAUUGAUCCAAAGGCAGUGUCAGGCUCGAGUUCCAGCCUGCCAGGGG
Molecule: messenger RNA, 730 nt
Organism: Durusdinium trenchii
Lineage: Eukaryota; Dinophyceae; Suessiales; Symbiodiniaceae
Source: the annotation of a GenBank genome assembly